Octodon degus (degu) is the source of this 5164-nucleotide messenger RNA. It is a transcript of the gene Camsap1, whose product is annotated as calmodulin regulated spectrin associated protein 1. Gene Ontology annotation, biological process: cytoplasmic microtubule organization; negative regulation of microtubule depolymerization; neuron projection development. The transcript is spliced from 19 exons. Bases 1 to 4764 code for a protein of 1587 amino acids. The record is from RefSeq and is a predicted model, not a curated record. Lineage: Eukaryota; Metazoa; Chordata; Mammalia; Rodentia; Octodontidae. Gene Ontology annotation, cellular component: microtubule minus-end. Gene Ontology annotation, molecular function: microtubule minus-end binding; spectrin binding; calmodulin binding.
AUGCAGCCAGCAGAGCAGAGCAAGAGCUUCCGGAGAGUGCCGCUGCUCUGCUCAGUGGCCACGCACCCUGGACCUGACAACAUCCCUGAAGAUCUCCGAGACCCCUUCUACACUGACCAGUAUGAGCAGGAGCACAUCAAGCCGCCCGUCAUCAAGCUGCUCCUCUCCAGUGAGCUCUACUGCCGCGUCUGCAGCCUCAUCCUCAAAGGGGACCAGGCAGCUGCCUUACAGGGACACCAGUCGGUCAUCCAGGCCCUGUCCCAGAAGGGCAUCUACGUGAUGGAGAGUGAUGACACCCCAGUGACUGACACUGACCUUGGCCAGGCCCCCAUAAAGAUGAGUGCCCACAUGGCCAUGGUGGACGCCCUGAUGAUGGCCUACACGGUGGAAAUGAUCAGCAUCGAGAAGGUGGUGGCCAGCGUUAAGCGCUUCUCCACGUUCAGCGCCUCGAAAGAGCUGCCCUAUGACCUCGAGGAUGCCAUGGUGUUCUGGAUCAACAAGGUAAAUCUUAAGAUGAGAGAGAUAACGGAGAAGGAAGCCAAGUUAAAGCAGCAGGUACUGGAGAGCCCAGCUCAUCAAAAGUCUCCCUCCAAGUGGUAUUGGAAGUUAGUGCCCGUCCGCUAUCGGCGAGAGCACCUUUCCGCUAGGCAGUCGCCCUACUUUCCACUAUUGGAGGACUUGAUGCGUGGCGGCAGCGAUGGUGCCGCUCUCUUGGCAGUAGUGCACUACUACUGCCCCGAGCAGAUGAGGCUGGAUGACAUAUGCCUGAAGGAGGCACCGUCCACGGCAGACAGCCUGUACAACAUCCGGCUCCUGAGAGAGUUCGCCAGCGAGCACCUGAACAAGUGCUUCUACCUCACGCUGGAGGACAUGCUGUACGCCCCCUUAGUGCUCAAGCCCAAUGUCAUGGUCUUUAUUGCUGAACUCUUUUGGUGGUUUGAGAAUGUCAAGCCCGAUUUUGUUCAGCCUCGGGAUGUUCAGGAGCUGAAAGACGCUAAAGCAGUGUUACAGCAGAGGAGCAGCCGGCCCCCUGUGCCGAUCUCCAAUGCCACCAAGCGCAGCUUCCUGGGCAGCCCUGCUGUGAUGAGCCCAGCCGACCUCCCGCCCACCUCGCUGCCGACCGAGGGCGGGCUCCGCUACCACCUGCACCCCGAGGAGCCUGAGUGUCUUGGGAAAGGAACUUCCGCGUUUAGUCCGUCCCAUCCUUUACUGCCGCUGAGGCAGAAGCAGCAGAAAGCAGCGCAAGCCGAGGAGACGCCCGAUCAGCGGCAUCGAUCUAAUUCAUUAACCCGAGUUGACGGUCAGCCCCGCAGCGCAGCAGUAGCAUGGCCAGAAAAAAAAAACAGGCCUGCAUCCCAGCCAACACCUUUCGCACUGCAUCAUGCCACCAGCUAUGAAGUAGACCCUGGCUCUGGUGACAGCAUCAGCUUGGCCCGCUCCAUCAGCAAAGACAGCCUGGCUUCCAACAUUGUCCACCUGACGCCCCAGAACCAGCCGCACCCCACAACUGGGAAGGCCAAUGGCAAAAGCCUCCUGAGCAACGUCAGUAUUGAGGAUGAAGAGGAAGAGCUCAUGGCCAUCAUUAGGACGGAUGUGACUGCCCACUGUGGAGACCCGGAGGUGACCAGGGUCUCCCCUCGUGCGCCAGUCCUGCCAACCAGUGCAAAGUCUCCGCAGAGGCAGUUGGACAUUGUGGAGAGUAAGCCUGACAGUUUCUUCCUGGAGCCCCUCCUGCCAGCAGUACUGAGGCCAGCGAAGGAGAAACAGAUUAUUACCAAGGAAGACGAGUGUGGGGAAGGGAGGCCGCGGAGCUCCACAGCCAAGCGGUCCAGUGAGGGCCCCCAGCCGCUGGCACGAAAGAAAGUGACAGGCAGCCGUGGUGGGCGGGAUUCGAACAGGACUUUCACCCCCAUCCCUUCUUCAGAGUUUGUGGCAGGCAUCGACCCCGCUGAGGCACGUCUGCAUUCAGUGGAAGCCCUGGGAGAAAUGCGCGGGGGGCCUCUGGCCACGGGUGGGUCCCAGCCAUCCCCCCAGGGCCAGCCUGCGGAUGGCUUCUUUCUUCACGUGGGCAGGGCCGACGACGUGGAGGGGAGGCUGUGCAUCGGCUCGAAGAGCCCCAGCUCACAGGACUCAGAGCCCUGGACGCUGCUGAGGCAAGACUCUGACUCGGACGUGGGUGACAUAGAGGAUGCGGAGCAGGACUUGGUCGGUGAGGGCCACCCUGUGGCCAUCAGUGCCUAUGCUGGGGAGGAGGAGUCGGCCAAGUUGCAGGAGGACAUGAAGGUGCGGGAGCACGAGGACAAGGAUGGCGCCAGUGGCCGCUCUAGCCCAUGCCUGAGCACGGCCUCCCAGCUCAGUAGCGUGUCCCUGGCCAGCGGGAGUGUGAAGAUGACCAGCUUCGCAGAGCGGAAGCUCCAGCGGCUCAACAGCUACGAGACCAAGUCCAGCACCAGCAGCUCCCAGAAGACCACACCCGAUGCUUCGGAAAGCUGCCCAGCGCCCCUAACCACGUGGAAGCAGAAGCGGGAGCAGAGCCCAGGCAGGCACGGCAGGGACGCCGCCAGCCUGCUGGCCUCCGAGCUGGUGCAGCUGCAUAUGCAGUUGGAGGAGAAGCGCAGGGCCAUCGAGGCGCAGAAGAAGAAGAUGGAGGCUCUGUCUGCGCGGCAGCGCCUGAAGCUGGGCAAGGCCGCCUUCCUGCACGUGGUGAAGAAGGGCAAGGCAGACGGCGGGCCGCUACGGCCUGAGCACUGUGUGAAGGAGUACGUUCAGCACAACGGCGAGGACCUGGAGGGCAGUGCUUCCAGAGCAGAGGGUGUGCUGGUCCGGGCUGAGCAGAGGGAGGGCCUCAGCGAGUCUCGGGAUGCAGACGGAGAGAGCCUGGUGCUUGUGCAGCCUCACAGACCCCGGGAGGUGGCCGCGCUGCAUGACAUGGCUAAGAGCAAGACGAUCCCCGCCGCCCUCCUGGAGGACACGGCGGGCGAGGCUGUGGACAUGACCGAGUGUGAGCUGUCCAUUGAGAAGCUCAACGAGACCAUCAGCACGCUGCAGCAGGCCAUCCUGAAGAUCUCGCAGCAGCAGGAGCAGCUGCUCAUGAAGUCCCCUACUGUCCCAGUGCCAAGCUCCAAGAGCAGUUCCCAGGACCAAAAGGUGAAGGCUGCCAUCCACUUUGUGGAACCACUCUCGCCUCCUGGGCUGGCAGGUCACCGCAAACCGCCCCGGCUGGGCCAGGGCCGGAACUCCCGUUCUGGAAGACCAGUGGAGCUCAAGGUUCCGAAAGACAGGCAGCAGGCUGGCUCCUCCAGGAGCAAAACCCCGACACCCAGCGCGGAGGGCCCCCCGCACCUACGCCCCUUCCCCCCAGGAUAUCCCCCACGCACGCCUCCCGACCCGGCUGCAGACAGCACCGCAGAGCCCGGCGGCCACCCUCCCGAGAAGGGGCUCUUCGACAGUUACCGGCUCCAUGAUGAGAGCAACCAGCGGACAUUUGUUCUGUCCUCGUCCAAAGAUCCCAACAUCAUCGCGGAACAGAUGGGCCUCAGAGACGUUCUGGACGCCGCCGUGAAAGAGGCAGGGCUGAGCUCCAGCAGGGAGUUCCUCCCUACAAAAGAGAGCGUCUCUGUGGAGGAGCCACUGAGGAGCAAGGCCAGCCUCAUCGAAGUGGACCUGUCUCACCUGAAGGCCCCCGACGAGGACGGCGAGGUGGCUGACCAGGACAGCGCCCCCGAGCUCAUCAGCGAUGGGGACCAGAAGCCUGGGGUUGGCUUCUUCUUCAAGGAUGAGCAGAAAGCAGAAGAUGAGCUUGCCAAGAAGCGGGCGGCCUUCCUGCUGAAGCAGCAGCGCAAGGCGGAGGAGGCGCGGGUGCGCAAGCAGCAGCUGGAGGCGGAAGUGGAGCUCAAACGCGACGAGGCCCGGCGCAAAGCCGAGGAAGACCGAAUCCGCAAGGAGGAGGAGAAGGCUCGACGGGAACUCAUCAAGCAGGAGCACCUGCGGAGGAAGCAGCGGCAGAUGCUGGAGGAGCAGGGCCUGGGCAAGCCCCAGCCCAAGCCCAGGAAGCCCCGGCCCACGUCCGUACACCGCGAGGACUCGCGCGGCGACCCAGGCACCAAGUGCUCCUCCACCCCUGAUAACUUGAGCCGGACGCACUCAGGCUCCAGCCUGUCCUUGGCCUCUGCAGCGACGACGGAAGCCGAGAGCAGCGUCCACUCAGGGGGCACGCCCUCUCAGCGUGUCGAGUCCCUGGAGGCCCUGCCCACGCUGAGCCGCAACCCAAGCAGGAGCACUGACCGGGACUGGGAGACAGCAUCGGCAGCGUCCUCCUUAGCUUCAGUGGCCGAGUACACAGGUCCCAAGCUCUUCAAGGAGCCCAGCAGCAAGUCUAACAAGCCGAUCAUCCACAACGCCGUGUCGCACUGCUGCCUGGCCGGGAAAGUGAACGAGCCGCACAAGCACUCGGUGCUGGAGGAGCUGGAGAAGUGCGACGCCAACCACUACAUCAUCCUGUUCCGCGACGCCGGCUGCCAGUUCCGGGCGCUGUACUGCUACUACCCCGACACGGAGGAGAUCUACAAGCUCACCGGCACGGGGCCCAGGAGCAUCACCAAGAAGAUGAUCGACAAGCUCUACAAGUACAGCUCGGACCGCAAGCAGUUCAGUCUGAUCCCCGCCAAGACCAUGUCGGUCAGCGUGGACGCGCUCACCAUCCACAACUACCUGUGGCAGCCCAGGCGGCCCGCAGUGCCAAAGAAGAGCCAGACUCGCAAGUGACCGCGCACGGCGGCCCGGGAGCACCCUCCAGGGCGGCCCUAUUUAUUAUUUCCUCCACUUGCGCACGAAGCGUGCCGGGUCACAGACCUUUCCUGAGCCUCUGGCGGCACGUGAAGCCCAGCGGGGUGUGGACACCGUGUCCGCCAUCUGCCGUGGCCCCCACUGAGCAGGGCCCCGGCUGCGCGUCUCCCCCUGCAGCUCUCCGGGACAGGUUGCGCGAGACCCGCCUGCGCCCCGGCCUCCCUCCCCGCUCCUUUGCACACUGCCUGAGCCUCGCGCUGGCUGGCGAGGCCGCCCGGGGCUCGGCACGGAGGCACCCUGGGUCGGGGUUCGAAUGUCUUCAUACAAGGAGUCCUGUGGGAGAUCUUUUUCAUUUGCGAAAUUAUAUGAUAUUUAUUGA